AUGUCCUCGGUAACCGCCCGUGCCAUUAUCUACAACGCCUACGGAGAGCCUGCAGAGACUCUCAAAUGCCACGCUUACAAGAUCGACGUCGCUAGCUUGAAGCCGGAUGAUGUUGUGGUCGAGACCGUGGCCUGCCCAAUCAACCCGUCCGACAUCAACCAGAUCCAGGGCAUCUACCCUUCCAGGCCUCCGAUUUCUGUCGACUCGUUGCCCGAAUUGAAGAGUCCUGCCGCCGUGUGCGGUAACGAGGGCCUCUUCAAGAUCAUUGCGACCGGGUCCAACGUGUCGAACUUCAAGAAGGGCGACUGGUGCAUCCCGGCGGACGUGAACUUCGGAAGCUGGUGCACCCACAAGCGGGGCCUGGACAGAGAUUUCAUCAAGGUCCCGCAAACGAUCUCCGUCAACCAGGCGGCAACGAUCUCGGUCAACCCCUCCUCGGCCUACCAGAUGUUGACGUGUUUCGAGGAAUUGAAGCCGGGAGACUGGUUCAUCCAGAACGGUGCCAACUCCCAGGUGGGCAGAGCAGCCAUCCAGAUCGGUAAGAAGCUGGGCUUGAACUCGCUCAAUAUUGUCAGAAACAGAGACGACAUCGACAAGCUUGUUGCCGACUUGACCGCGCUUGGCGCCACGAAGGUCAUCACAGAGGAUGACAACGGCUCCAAGGAAUUCGGGAAGACCAUCAAGUCGUGGUUGGACGGUAAGCAGAUUAAGCUUGGCAUGAACUGCGUUGGUGGAUCGAGUGUUACGGGGCUAGCCAGAAAGCUGGGUCCCGACGCCACCCUCUUGACCUACGGUGGCAUGUCCAUGAAGCCAGUGAUCUUGCCAACCAGCUUGUUCAUCUUCAAGAACCUCACUGCCAAGGGCUUCUGGAUCACAGGCAACAUUAAGAGAAUCCCCAACUCCAGAGUUGAUACCAUCAAGGCAGUCCUCAAGAUGAUUGAAGACGGCGACCUUGCGGAGCCAACGUACAACGAGACCAAGGCCAAGGUUUCUGACCUAACAGACAAAAAGUUGCUCGACAUCUUCACCGCAGGUUUGGCCAACUCUAAAAAGGGCAAGCAGUUGAUUCUUUUUGAGUAA
Messenger RNA from Pichia membranifaciens NRRL Y-2026, 1080 nucleotides. RefSeq lists its product as hypothetical. Gene Ontology annotation, cellular component: mitochondrion. The record is from RefSeq and is a predicted model, not a curated record. The transcript has a single exon. Bases 1 to 1080 code for a protein of 359 amino acids. Gene Ontology annotation, biological process: fatty acid metabolic process. Gene Ontology annotation, molecular function: trans-2-enoyl-CoA reductase (NADPH) activity. NCBI's taxonomy places the organism in Eukaryota, Fungi, Ascomycota, Pichiomycetes, Pichiales, Pichiaceae.